AUGGAUAUCAAUUCACUGCUUUCCCCGGACUCAAAUCCGCAAUCUGGGAACUCGACGCCCGUGCCCGGCCCUCCGUCGAAUAACGCACCAGCUCCAAGCCCGGCCCCAUCGUCCUCUCCCCAUAAAGCUAUCCAACGCGCACGGUCGGGUCCUGGUCGCAAAGGAAAGGUAUCCUCGCCUCUUGCGCAGCAGGUGUAUGCGCCACCUUCCAUGGCCGAGUCGUCCCCGCCAGCUGCAAGCCCUCCUAUCGCCUCCAACCCUAGCAGUGGCAAUGGCGCAGCUACUGUGACCGAACGACCACCCUCGAGACAACCACCGACUGGGAUGGAUACCUUGGCAGACCUGGCUUCGAUGCAGCACCACCAGCCGCAAGCUGGCAGGAAUCCCCCCUCCAUGCUGCGGAACACCGAGUCGUAUCAGAGCCAGCUCUCUCCCUCCACUAUUCACCCUCAUGUGAAUCCUAUCAACCAUAACACGCCGGCCGCCCGUACAUCCUUCGAUAUCGCAAUGUCAGAGGGCCCGCGGGCAAGCGCGCGGAGAAAUUACAUUCAGACAUCGCUCGAGCCGGACGCGCAGCACUCGGCGACUAGUUUGUUCAAUCAAAUCCAGGAAAACCCCCACACCUAUGAAGCGCACGUCCAGUUUAUCGGGUUGUUGCAUGCAGGCUUCGUAAACCACGUGUACCCGCCCAACAAUCCGGAUAUCCAUGGCGACCCGCAGCGAUACGAUCUUCUUAAGGAUCUUCGAACUGCUCGGGAGGAAAUGGAUAAGCUUUUCGCGAUGGGUGAAGAUCUUUGGGCCGAAUGGAUCCAGGAUGAAAGCAUGUUGGCUCAUUCAGUAACGGAGCGUAUUGCCGUGAUGGAGCUUUGCCAACGAUCGGUCGAAGAAGAAUUUGGCAGCACACAGCUCUGGCAUAUCUAUGGUGAAUGGGUACUCUACCUUUACAACUCUGCGGCCGGUGAAGGUGGAGCUGGCCAGUGGACUGAAGAAGACCGGUUGGUUGGGCGUGAAGUUUUCAGCUGGCAGUCGGUCUUAGAUGUGUGGCAACGGGCCGCGGAAGCCACUCGGUGGAGGAUCAACAACAGUCACCUUGUUUGGGACCGAUUGCUGGAGCUUUAUACCCAGGACCUCUCACAAGCCCCCUCCCAAGAAAAGAUCAAUCAUCUUCGGGGCUUAUACGAUGUCCGACUGCAGACGCCCCACGCGACCUGGGAUCAGACCUUCCAGACUUUCUCGAGUUUCGUUUCUACAUACUAUGAAUCCAACUACGAAGAAAUCAUGUCCAAAACAGUUGCUCAGGGAUCGAAAGCGAAGAAUCUUUAUGACUCUCGUGAAGAACAUGAACUUCGAUUGAGCAAGGUGCAGGAAUCUGGUGAUAAGACCCUUGAGUGGACAGCUUAUACCGAGUACAUCGAUUGGGAAUUGAGUCGCAACCGGCGACGUGACUACAACUUUGAACUCGCAAAUGCUAUUUACCAGCGCGCUGUUCUACAUUUCCCUACAGACGUCUCUUUAUGGGAAGACUAUGUUAUGUUCCUCAUCGGCGAAUCCAUGCAUAAUCACACCUCCACCACGACCAUCGCAACUCUUGACCGGGCAACUCGGCAUUGCCCUUGGUCUGGUAACCUCUGGUCUCAGUAUCUACUAAGCUCAGAACGCGAGGGCCAGUCAUUCUCCAAGAUCUCGAACAUUAAACACAAGGCUACUAGCACUGGGCUUCUUGAUGCUGGAGGCAUGGAAGAGGUUCUCAAAGUUCAUGUCACCUGGUGCAGCUACCUUCGUCGACGUGCGUUCCUCUCUGAAGCUACCGACGAGGAUCUAGAUGUGGCAGAGGUUGGCAUUCGCUCGGCAAUUGAGAGUGUACAAGAGCUAGGUGAGAAGAAGUAUGGUCGCUCAUACCAGGGCGAUCCUCUCUUCCGCUUGGAGCGCAUUUACAUUCGAUACCUCAGCGAAAGUGGCAGUUGGGACAGCGCACGUGAGACCUUCAAGGGCCUUGUUCCUCGCCGCGGCAACAGUUAUGAAUUCUGGCUUACUUACUAUGGAUGGGAGCUUAUCUCGUGGAGCAAGUUUGUUCAAGGCGAGGCUACAGUGGACGCCGCGAGGCGGACACCCAACCCAAGCUAUGCGACUGCAGUUUUGAAGCAAGCCAUCAAACGCCAAGAUCUUGACUGGCCGGAGAAGAUUGUGCAUACUUACAUCGCUCACUGUGAGGACUACGAGGACUCGGACGAGCUGCAACUUGCGGUCAUUGAGACCCGAAAGGCUAUGAGAGCUGUCACCGCUCGAAGGGAAACGGAAGCACGCGAAGCUGCCGCGGCUCAACAGCAGCAGCAGCAACAGUGGGAGGCCGCGGCUGCCGAAGCGUCUACGUCGGAGAAGAGAAAACGUGAGGAUGAUGCGAAUGGCGAGCCCACUAGCAAGAAGGCUCGUGGUGAAGAGACGGCCAUCAAGGAAGAGGAGGAGCCCGUGGGACCUAGUCGUGAUCGCGAGCAUGCAACUGUGGUUGUCAAGAACUUGCCGCACGAGACAUCCGAGCACCAGGUCCGACAAUUCUUCCGCCACAUCGGCACCAUAAAUGGCGUCAAGAUGAUGCGCGGUGAAGAUAAGAAGUCGGAGGUUUCAAUCAUCGAGUUCGAAACACAAGAAGAAGCUCUUAGUGCCCAGACUCGGGAUCAAAAGGACUUCCAUGGAAAUACCAUUGAAGUGCAGAUUGAUACCAACACCACCUUGUAUGUCACGAAUUUCCCCCCGACUGCUGAUGAGGAGUACAUUCGUAACCUCUUCAGUAAGUACGGCGAAGUUCUUGAAGUACGCUUCCCAUCGCUCAAGUAUCAAACCAAACGCCGAUUCUGCUACGUGCAGUUUGCUACUUCCAGUGCAGCACACCAGGCUACCGAACUUGACGGUACAUCUACUGAGAAAGGCUUCAAGCUCGUUGCCAAGAUCUCUGACCCUUCCCAAAAGCAGGACCGCUCCGGGGCCAUGCAGGAAGGACGUGAGAUCUUCUGCAAGAAUCUUGACUUCAAGCUCAGCGAGAAGGAGGUGCAGGAGGCGUUUGCGAGAUUCGGCACAAUCGAGAAGCUCCAUAUGCCAGUCAAUGUCGAUGGCACUCGUAGAGGGUUCUGCUUUAUAACCUUCUCCACAAAAGAAGAAGCUGAAGCUGCUCUCGUGAUGAAUGAGGAGAUGCUCGGAUCCCGUCGUUUACAAGUCAACCCUAGUGGCCAAACCGGUGCCAAGCGCAUGGCAAGCACCAUCAUCUCGCGUGUUCGCACAUCGGCCUCUCCAUCUGCAGAGGUCAACGGUGAUGGCUCAGAUGCGGUGGAAACGAGUGGUGACCGCGGUAAUCGCACACUCGGCUUAAUGAAUAUCCCGGAUACAGUUAACGACGCUCGAAUCCGCGCCCUGGUGGAGCCAUUCGGACAGUUAAUCAAGAUCGUUCUGCGGCCGGACCAUCAAGGCGCCAUCGUGGAGUUUGCCGACGUCAACGAUGCUGGAAAAGCAUCGCUGGCUCUCGAAGGGAAAGAAAUUGUCCCGGGUCGCCCGCUUCACGUUGGAAGUGUUGCUGAGUUGAAAACGCUCAAUGCUGACCGCAAGACCGACCGGGUCACCUCGAUCAAGCAUGAGAAGCCGAAGACCAACCUCCAACCGGCGGGUCCCAUCAGACGCCCUCAGCAGCCCGGAGCCCGUGGAGGCCGCCGAGGCGGACUUGGCCUGAAACGAACCACCGCGCCCGGCGGACCGGCGGACAAAGCGACACUCGACAGCGACAGGAUGGAUACCACAGCUGACAACAAGGAUGGCGACGGUGGCAAGUCCAAAAAGAGCAAUGAUGAUUUCCGUGCGAUGCUGCAGCAGAACCGUACGGCGUGA
Penicillium atrosanguineum is the source of this 3870-nucleotide messenger RNA. RefSeq names its product U6 snRNP complex subunit PRP24. The record is from RefSeq and is a predicted model, not a curated record. NCBI's taxonomy places the organism in Eukaryota, Fungi, Ascomycota, Eurotiomycetes, Eurotiales, Aspergillaceae. The coding region runs from base 1 to 3870 and encodes 1289 amino acids. Gene Ontology annotation, cellular component: ribonucleoprotein complex. Gene Ontology annotation, molecular function: protein binding; RNA binding. The transcript has 2 exons. Gene Ontology annotation, biological process: RNA processing.